CUUCAGAGCGCGUGUGGUUUUUUGCGUAAAGCCAGCCUGUAGCAAAGCGCAGCGCGGAUUGGUGGGCUCUGCUCGAGCAGACUUGCAGACCACCUUGGGAUACACGAGCUAUGUGCAAGACUCCUGCAAUGACCUCUUUUACCAGUGAUGAAAGAAGACUUUGGGCGGGUUUAGGGUCGUGUUGAGCUCCUCAUCACACCUGUUUCUACAUCCCAUGAAGAAGAGCUUGAACGUGUUGCUGUGCAGAAAUACAUUAAAAUGGUCCAAAAGUGGAUGCAGACACUUGUUUUACUGUUCUUUUGUCAAGAAACUCUCCAACUGAGUUCUCUGACAGAGAAAAUGGAUGGAGAGAGGGUGGAGAUCACUUGUGCACCAGUCUCUAAGACUAAGAGCAACAUGGUGAUUUGGUUUAGAGUGCAAGACAACGCUGGAAUGGAGUUUAUUGCAUCGUUUAGUACCAAGGACGGUAUGAAGAAAACAGACUUUAACAAUGAGGUCUUCAGCGAGGAGCAGAUAAAGAAAAACAUCUUGAUACUGAAGGCUUUCAAAAAGGCUCGAGAUAGUGGCGUCUACAGCUGUGCAUCAAUCAAUGGUAACGCGCUUGUGUUUGGUGAAGUAACUCGACUUGCUGGGCCAGCCCCCAUGACAACAACAACCACGACGACUACACCAACCACGACGACUACACCAAUGACCACAACCAUAGAGCUAACCAGCUCUACAACUGCCAAGUCGUGCAAAGUGGGAAAGGUGGACCCUACUGCAUCCUGUGAUUUGAUUGUUUGGGCCCCAUUGACUGCUGGCUGUGGCUUCCUCUUCCUCCUCCUCAUCAUCACUGUAUGCCACUGCAACCGGAUAAGAACAAAAAGAUGCCCACAUCAUUACAAAAGACAGCCGAGAAUUGCAGCACCGGGGCAACAACAUCCUAUAGCCAACAACAGACUUUUCUAACCCUCAACAGACACUGAGAGAGAUGCAAGAUGGUGCGACGUCUCUACUAUCAACCAUUCAGUUUGUUAAAUUAUACAUAUUCUCCGUAACACCAUUGAAAUAGUAGAAAUAUAAGAAUUCUCGCUCUCUUCAUUUAAUCAACAUAAUAGCUUUAUGGCAGGUUUGUGUAGAUGAUUAAUGUCGUUACUCAGUCUAAUGACGAGAUAUGUAUUGCUUAUAGCUUAGUUUAAAAUUAUGUUAUGAGAUACUUCUCUCCUUAUGAAUUUCAUGGCCUUGUAAAUGAAACCAAAGACAAACGCUCUGCAGUGAAACUUCAAUAAAACCAAGGUAACAUUUUCUAACUCAAA
This is a messenger RNA of Oncorhynchus gorbuscha (pink salmon), 1298 nucleotides long. It is a transcript of the gene cd8a, whose product is annotated as CD8a molecule. The record is from RefSeq and is a predicted model, not a curated record. The coding region runs from base 259 to 951 and encodes 230 amino acids. The transcript is spliced from 7 exons. NCBI's taxonomy places the organism in Eukaryota, Metazoa, Chordata, Actinopteri, Salmoniformes, Salmonidae.